CAGUUUCAUCUUAACUUUGAUACGGAACGCACGUCAACCGUUGUCGUCGUAAGCAACCAUCCAACCUAUCGUCGCUGUCGUCAAACGUGGUCAAAUCUAGUUUUGUUUUUUCGGUCUUCUGUCACUUAGCUACAAACUUUAAACUCGUUUUUCGUCGCAUUGUCUUGUCUUGUCUUGUCUUUAUUUAGCGGCUUCUUCUUCGUCUUCAACUGUCGGUAUUUCCCACGAAAUCCAACAACAAAGCAAUCCAACCCCCCAACCUACAACUUCCGACGUGUUUUCUUUGUGAAAUCCCAACAAUGUUGACCGAUGUCGGAGAAUGGAGCGGUGUUACCGUUGAUAAUUACACCUUGGAAUUUGAAUUGGGCGAACCCACGGAAAAGACCAAAGAAGUUGCCCUCCGAGAACUGAGAGAAACACCAGAGAAUCGUCAAAAGGGUUUGGAGGAGCUGAAUAAAUUGCUGGAUGGUGAACCCAAUUUGAAAUGUCCCCGUGAUGAUCUCUUCCUUUUGCGUUUCCUCAGGACAUGUAAAUACUAUCCUGACAGUGCCUUUAAGCUGAUCAAAAACUACUACUCCUUCAAAUUGAAACAUGCCGAUGUGUACAAGGAUCUGAAGCCCAGUAAUGAGAAAAAUGUUUUCGAUCACAAUGUCAUUGUGGUAUUUCCCAAUCGUGAUCAGUUGGGCAGACGUGUGGCUGUGUUGGAACUCGGAAAAAAUUGGAAACACAAGCAAGUUGCCUUGGAUGAAGUCUUCAAGGCCGCCGUUCUUUAUCUCGAGGCUGCCAUGUGGGAACCGGAGACGCAAAUCAAUGGUGUUGUGGUCAUCUUCGAUAUGGACGGUUUGAGUUUACAACAAACCUGGCAAUUUACCCCAGCCUUUGCCAAACGUAUUGUUGACUGGCUGCAGGAUUCGGUACCGUUGCGUGUAAAGGCUAUUCAUGUUGUAAAUCAACCGAAAAUUUUCAAUGUAGUCUUCUCGCUAUUCAAGCCCUUCUUGAGAGAGAAACUACGAUCACGUAUCUAUUUCCAUGGUACCGAUCGUCAGUCGCUGUACAAACACAUGAGCCCCGAAUGCUUGCCUGCCGUCUAUGGUGGCACCCGCAAGGAGCCACGUUUCAACGGAGAUCAAUGGUACAAACUGCUGGUGCAGGCCGAGAAGGAAUAUGAAGCCAUCAAUACCUAUGGCUAUAAGAAAUGAGGAGGAGUAGUGGAAGACACUCACCAAGCAUUCCAUUUUAUUGCCAGCACAAAAUCAGCGCAAAUUAUUAUUUUUAGUUUAAAAAUUUAGAUUUUUUAAUUUAAGAAAAGCAAUUUGUAAAGCCUAGGAAAGUAAUCAAUUAAGGGGAAAUUUUUUCAAACAAUUUUAAAUAUCGUUUUCUGUGCUUAAAAAUCAGUCUUAAUAUUGGGAAUAAUUUAAAAUAAGGUGGUACUUUUUUAAGAUCUUAAGUUCCCCCUUCAUUAUCCACCAAAAUGUUGGAAGAUACGUCAAAUAUUUCACGAGUUAUAGCCUUCAGAAAAAGAUUACUUAAAUAAUCUUAAAUUUAAAAAAAUUGAAACUCUUAUGAUUUUUUCCUGAUAUCUCUGGAAUUACAUCAGCCACGUUGGAGAUUUUUUCCUCAUUCAAAGCUUAGAUGUUCCUCUUUCAUGAUUAAACUACAUCUUGAAGAUACGUUAAAUAUUUCAGAAGUUAUAGCCACUUAAAAUGAAUCACUCAACAAAUGUGAAAUUUAGGAAAAAAUCGACCCAUUUGAACUUUGGGUAAAAACUUCAGAAUUUUUCUAGGCACAAGUCAAAAUCUCUUUCCUCGUUAUAAGAUUAGAUUCCGCUCUUUCGUAAUUUGGUUAUAUCUUGUCAAUGCAUCAAAUAUUUCCCAAAUUAUGGCCAUAGGAAAAAGAUUACCCAAAUAAUUUCAAAUGUUCAAAAAUUUGAGUUCUCAUGAAUUAUUCACAAUAUCUCUGGAUUUAUACCAGCCACGCUAAAGAUUUUUUCCUCAUACAAAGCUUAGAUGUUCCUCUUUCAUAAUUGAACUACAUCUUGAAGAUACGUUAAAUAUUUCAGAAGUUAUAGCCACUUAAAAUGAAUCACUCAACAAAUGUGAAAUAUAGGAAAAAAUCGAUUCAUUUGAAAUUUUGGCAAUAACUUCAGAAUUUCUCUAGGCACAAGUCCAAAUCUCUUUCCUCGUUAUAAGAUAAGAUUCCACUUUUUCAUAAACCGUUUACAUUUUGAAAAUUUGUCCAAUAUUUCCCGAGUUAUGGCCACAGAAAAAUGAUAACCUCAAAAAAUUUCAAAUUUGAGGAAAUUGGAGCACGCAUGAAAUUUCCAAAUAUCUCUGGAAUUUCAACGGACAUAUGUCAAUAUUUUGUUCUUCAUUUACACAUUGGACGUUCUUCUUUCAGAAUUGAGCUACAUCCUGAAUAUACGUUUACAAUUUUACAAGUUAUAGCCAUUUGAAAAUGUUUACUCAACAAAUCGGAAAUAUUGAAAAAUUUGAUCACAUGCAUUUUUGGCUAUAUCUCUAUAAUUUCUCUAGACACAAUACCGAAUCUCUUUCCUCGUUAUAAGAUAAGAUUCCACUCUUUCGAAAUUUGGUUAUAUCUUGUCAAUGCGUCAAAUAUUUCCCGAGUUACAGCCACAGGAAAAUGAUAACCUCAAAAAUUUUCAAAUUUGAAGAAAUUGGAGCUCGCAUGAAAUUUCCCAAUAUCUCUGGAAUUUGCUACGGACAUAGGACAACAUUUUUUUCUUCAUUUACACAUUGGACGUUCUUCUUUCAUAAUUGAGCUACAUUUUAAAUAUACGUUUACAAUUUUACAAGCUAUAGCCAUUUGAAAAUGUUUACUCAAUAAAGCGGAAAAAUUUAAAAAUUUGAGUCACACGCAUUUUUGGCUAUAUCUCUACAAUUUCACUUGGCACAAGACCGAAUCUCCUUCCUCAUUUUAAGAAUAGAUAUUUCUCUUUCGUAAUUCGUUUAAAUCUCGAAAAUCUGUCAAAUAUAUCCCGAGUUAUGGCCACAGGAAAAUGAUUACUCAAAAAAUUUCAAUUGUUAAUAAAUUUGAGGUCUCAUGUAUUUUUCCCAAUAUCUCUGAAAUUUUAACGGACAGAGGACAAUUUUUUCCCACAUUUAAAGAUCAGAUGUUCUUCUUUCAUAAUUGAGCUACAUCUUGAAUAUACGUUAAAUAUUUUACAAGUUAUAGCCAUUUGAAAAUGAUUACCCAAGAAAUUGCAAAUAUUUAAAAAAUUUAAGGCACAUGAAUUUGUGGCUAUAUCUCUGCAAUUUCACUCGGCACAAGACCAAAAUGUUUAUCCUCGUUCAAAGCUGAGAUGAUGCUCUUUCAUAAUUCAGUCUAAAUGUAAAGAUAUCUCAAAAACUUCUCAAGUUAUGGCCCCGAAAAAAUUAUUGUUCAACGAUUUUUAAAUAUUUGGAAAACCCGGUCCGCAUAAAUUAUUGGCCCCAUCCUUAGAAUAUCACCAGUUAUUAUUCUUCUUUUGUUAACUUUCCUAUAACUCGAAAAUUUGUUUUGGUAGAUCAAAGUAUUGCUUAUAAGUUUUAAAGAUCAGAUGUCCCUUUUUCGAAAUCUACAUAAUUUAUUCAAAAAUUCUUGAUAAUCUCCGAAGUUAUGACUCCUAAAAAUCCGGUUAUUUUUAAAAUCCUCCAAUUGAUUACUUUCUUAGCUUUACAAUUAUUUUCCUUUUAUCAACUAAACAUUUUCUGUAUUAAUUUAUUAUUAUAAUUUUUUCCAAUUAUUCUUAGAAAUUCUCAAGUCAUAAGUAUGGAGUUACUUAAACUCCAUAAGAGUCUACAACACCUGGAAAUUUCCUGAAAUUUCCAUGUAUAUAUAACUUUUCUUAUAUACAGUUAAAAAAAGGGGUCUGAAAAUAGAAUUUAAAUUUUCAUUAUAACCUCAAACACGACUGUAUUAUGCGGGGGCUGUAAUUAUUUAAUAAUAAUAAUAUUUUUGGUAUAUUGUUUUUUUAUAUAUAAAUAUAUUUAUAAUUUUAAGUCAAAGGUUUCUGUAGUCUAUAAGUUUGUUGUUGUUAAAUUUUCAAGAAAAAGUUUUAAAGACGAAGAAAACUCAAAAUGCUAUCGCCAAAUUUAUGAACAAAUAUUUAAGUUAAUUUUUUAAAAAUAUAUUUUUUAUGUAGAAAUUAUGCCUAAAUAAACAACAAAUGCUAAAAUAAAA
This is a messenger RNA of Musca domestica (house fly), 4179 nucleotides long. Its product is annotated as alpha-tocopherol transfer protein-like. Gene Ontology annotation, cellular component: membrane. The transcript has 5 exons. Bases 300 to 1199 code for a protein of 299 amino acids. The record is from RefSeq and is a predicted model, not a curated record. Lineage: Eukaryota; Metazoa; Arthropoda; Insecta; Diptera; Muscidae. Gene Ontology annotation, molecular function: phosphatidylinositol bisphosphate binding.